AUGGAGCGACUUACGUGGUGGUUUGCCUAUUUCCGCAACACGGGCCGGCAGGAGGCCGCUGCCCAGAGCAGCUGCCCCCUCUGCAAGGCCGAGAUCCAGCCCAAUCUCGGCUCCUUCGAAGCCCACGUCUGCGCAAACGUCUCCAGCCACUCCUCCCUGGCCAUCAAUGCUGACAUCGAAGACGCCUUUGGGUCUGUCACAAUACACAGCCCUCAAUCGCACCCCGCGGCCUGGUCCCCUGGGGCCACCGGUCGAGGCAGACCAACUAGGCGGCGGUCCGUCUCCGGCGGUCCGGCCACCAUAGACCGCGCCAACGAGCUGGAACGGCACCAGGAUCCCGAGGACCAAACUGAGGGCUACCAGCGUCGCAGCAAGAAGCUAACCUCCACGCCAGCCGCGGUGGCCCAGCUCCACGGCUCCUCGCCACCCGCUCCGUGCCGCAGCCCCGUGGGACCGAGUGACUGGAGUGAAUUCAACUGCAGCUUUACAUCCAGCUCUGACGAUGACGCAGGGCUAAAGACGCCCCGGCCCGGGCACUCUCAGCUUAUCUCUGGCAACGGACGGCAGUCUCCUCAAAAUACGGCCCAGCGAGACCCCCAAUGGAUCCACGGCUCGCCCGUAGAGCACUCUUCGGUGCCCGAGAUGAUAAGGGAGCCACAGACAAAGCCCAUCUCCCCUGAGCAGCUGGUCGCCGAGGUCGACGGCAUCUAUGCAGGCCUGGUCGAGCUUGAGUCCAAGUGCAGGGGGUGUAUUAGCACUCAGGACACGAAGCAACUCAGCCAAGAACAAUAUCAAGCUCUCAUUGCCUUACAUAGAUCGGUACUCCACGAUCAUUACGACUUCUUCCAAGCAAGCCAGCAUCCGUCAGCUAGCGAAGCCCUGCGUUAUCUCGCUUCGAAGAAAGCCAUGACAGUCAGAAUGUGGCGCCAUGGCAUGCAUUCCUUCUUGGAACUUCUUCGUCAUAGGCUCCCAGACUCAGUGGACCACAUGGUGACCUUCAUCCAUACCGCCUAUAGCAUAACGACGCUAUUAUACGAAACCGUACCGGCGUUUGAAGAAAUAUGGAUGGAAUGCCUCGGCGACCUGAGUAGGAUUCGGAUGGAUAUCGAGGAUGAUACUCAAGACAAAGAGACGUGGACAGAUAUUGCCAAAGAUUGGUACACCAAGGCCUCGGACAAAUCACCCACAAUCGGCCGUCUCUACCAUCAUCGUGCAAUUCUAGCGCGACCAAAUGCGCUACAGCAAUUGUACUUAUAUGCCAAGUCGCUUUGCGUGCUUAUCUCGUUCCCUGGCACGCGCGAUAGCAUCUUUACGCUACUUGAUCCGUUUUUAAACGGCUCACCCCACGAGCUUGACCCCGCUGAUGCCGCGUUUAUGCGCGUGCACGGCAUCUUCUUCUCCGGAGAGUCAAGGGAGAAGCUAGAAGGGUCUAUGAAUGAGUUUUUAAGUCUUCUUGACGACCGAAUCGAGCACGAAGACUCCUUUUUUUGGCUCGAAAAGGGGUACUACUUGAGCAUCUCUCUGUGCUGCUUGAUGUUAGAUUUUGGCGCAGAGUCCAACGUCUUGAUGCAGGCGCUAACAAGGCGCCAAAUAAGCGACCGGGCGAAUGGCAAGUCGAUACAGGAGACCGACUGGGACCCCGAAGAGAAGUUUGAGCAGUCUCUGCAGUUCGUCGUCCGGAUAUACGAGAUUGUACUCCGGAGGUUGGGAGACAUCAAUAUGCUCAGCUUCAUCCACACGAUGCUGGUCUUUAUGCUUCGGAUGUCUCAGCUUCCGGCUGCUAUGUCGCACCUCGAGAGCCGAUACCCUUGGGGGCUUACUUGCGCGAUGCUCAACUCCUUGCUCGGGAUGACAGUGACGAAGCCGCGGAUCGACACGGAGGAGUUUCCGGGUCCGCAGAAGCAGGGGGAGGAGCCCGUACCACUACCGGAAGACCAUGCACUGCGCGGGCUACUUUUUGCCGAGCACUUUUUCCCGAAUGGCUGGUUCGGCAACAGCAGACUCGACGAAACGAAGCGCUACAUGGAGUCGGCGUCCAGGACCCUAAAUCGAGAGAAGAGGCUGGAGCGCAUCCUCUGGAUUGGGCGCAACAUCGCUAACGCAGGGAAGUGGUUGACUUGGGACGCCAAGACGCGCCGGUUUGGGGAAGCAUCACCCCUUCCGUCUAGUCGAAAGGCUAUGGGCUUCGGCAGCUUGUCAUAG
Messenger RNA from Purpureocillium takamizusanense, 2202 nucleotides. RefSeq lists its product as uncharacterized. Lineage: Eukaryota; Fungi; Ascomycota; Sordariomycetes; Hypocreales; Ophiocordycipitaceae. Gene Ontology annotation, biological process: nuclear-transcribed mRNA catabolic process, nonsense-mediated decay. The transcript has 3 exons. Gene Ontology annotation, molecular function: protein binding; telomeric repeat DNA binding; telomerase RNA binding. The record is from RefSeq and is a predicted model, not a curated record. Bases 1 to 2202 code for a protein of 733 amino acids. Gene Ontology annotation, cellular component: telomerase holoenzyme complex.